This is a messenger RNA of Polistes dominula (European paper wasp), 3749 nucleotides long. It is a transcript of the gene egg, whose product is annotated as SET domain bifurcated histone lysine methyltransferase eggless. Gene Ontology annotation, cellular component: nucleus. Gene Ontology annotation, biological process: heterochromatin organization; negative regulation of gene expression. Lineage: Eukaryota; Metazoa; Arthropoda; Insecta; Hymenoptera; Vespidae. The record is from RefSeq and is a predicted model, not a curated record. Gene Ontology annotation, molecular function: zinc ion binding; histone H3K9 methyltransferase activity; protein binding.
AUAUAUAUAUACAUUCAUUUAUUAAUACCAAAGGAAACAUUUUGAUUAUUCUGUAUAUUAUAAAAAGUAUUUCUUUUAUAAUACAGUACAAGAAGUAUAUUUUUUAAAUCAAUGAUUAAAAGAUAAAAUUUUGUAAAUAAUAAAUCUUAUAAAUAAUCAUGCAUUUUUAACAAAGUGUCUUGAAUGUUAAAAUAAGAAUGAUAAAAGUUGCAAUGUUUAAGUAAUCCAAGAAGAAAAUAAUUUGAAAUUGUUAUCUUGAAUUUAUUCGAUAAUUAGAGGUGAAGAGUUGAAUAAAAAUCAUUCACGAUGGAAGUAAUCGAAUUAGUUUCAGACGAAGAAGUAUCCAAUAAUAAAAUGAAAAAUCCAAAGAUUUCUAAUACAUGUAAUUCUAAUUGUAUAAACUUUAAAUGUAAUUCAGGAAUUGAUAUGAAACCUGCACCAUCCUUUGCAUGUGCAUAUUAUGGUGUCAAUACAGAAAAGAAAACCAAACCUAAACUAAUAUGCAAACAAUGUUUUGAUAUAGCUUUGGAACAUCAGAAAAAAUUAGUAGCAGCAUUAAUGGAACAAAAAUCUUUAUUGAAAUGCGAUUUUCCAGAUCUAACGGUCGAAGUAGAAAUUUCCGACAGUGAUGAAUCCGACGACGAGAAGAAAAAAGAAACAGAUGACAAUGAUACUUAUGUACCAACGGAAGUACUUUUGGAUUUAGAAGAAAAGUUGGAUAUAACACUGCAAUCACUUUUUAAACAAUACAAUGUGGAUUAUCAAAUAGGGGAAGCAAAAAAUCUAUUGACACAACAGUGGAAAGAAAUUGAUGAAAAAAAUAAACUUAUUGAUGAUGAGAUCAAAGCCUUAACUACUCAAUUGGAUACAUUAAGAAAUAGUUUAUACGAAGACUUCAGGCCACAAAUUCGAAUGAUUCAGGAACUUCAAAUAGGUAUGGAUUAUGAAGAAAAUAUGACUUAUCCACUUGUAGCGACUAAAAAAGUCACUCAAGUACGUAAUUCGCCUUCCAAAUUGCAACAAGAGACUCAACCAGAUAUAUUACCCAUUGAAAGAGAUACUAAACAAAUAGUUACUUUGAAUUUACCUCCUACUGGUCCUCUUGUUAGACCACAACCAGAACCUGACACCAUAAUCUAUGUCAUGAAACAUCCUCUCAUGAGAUGGAUUAAAGGAAAGGUAAUAAAUGUAGUAACCAAAAAUCCAUUACUGUGUCGAGUAAGAUUAUUCCAAAAAAAGUAUAGUUCGACUAUCAAGUCGGUCUCUGGCAAACAAAUUGCUGUAGCAGUACCCAGUAAAGUUUUAAUUCCUGUCGGUACAAGAGUUGUUGCUGUCUUUCAUGAUGUAGAACAUUUUGAAAAAUAUCGAGAAAAAAACGAAUCUAGCAAUUUUUAUAGCGGUGUCAUUGCAGAACCUCCUAAAUCUACAAAUAAGUACAGAUAUUUGGUGUUUUUUGACGAUGGAUAUGUACAAUACGUUACGCACAAAGAUAUCUUGAUAGUAUCUGAAAGUUCUCCUAGAGUUUGGGAAGAUGUAGCCAGUGAGUCGCGUGAUUUUGUAAAAAAAUAUAUGGAAACGUAUCCGGAAAGACCGAUGGUAAAAUUACAAAAUGGUCAGAUAGUAAAAACCGAAUGGAAUGGUAAAUGGUGGGUCGCAAGGGUUAAACAAGUAGAUGCGAGUCUUGUGCAAAUGCAAUUUGAUGCAGAUCAAAGAACAGAAUGGAUUUAUAGAGGCUCUGCCAGAUUAGGACCUUUAUAUGUUGAACUAUUAAAAGCAAAUGCAAGGCAGCAGGGUCAUCAUACUUCUCUCAAUGCACCUAGUCGUCAUCGUAUUCCCGUUAUUUCUAAUAAAAACAAUUUACCUUACGUGGAAUAUACUUCCAAUGUAGACAUAGAUGAGGAAAUCAAAAAUAUCCUUAAUGAUAAGCCAUCGGACACUGAAUUUAAUGAAAAUCGAAGUGUCAAUGCACCAAAAUCAACAAUAGCACCAUUGCAGUCUCGUGCUGUAGCUAAAAAAAGUACUAGCAAAAAAUCAGUUGUGACAGAUGUAAUUCCUUGCAAUCCUACUUUAGAAAUGAAAUCUUCUCAUAGCAUUGUUUACUAUCAGACGCAAAAUGAAAUUCAAACGAAAAAAUUCGUUCCUCAUAAAUGUGGACCGAAAUGCAUACAAAGUAUAUCUUUCACACCAGAUGAUUUGAAAGGUUACUCACCCCUUUCGAUUCCUUUACUAUGUGGUUGGAAUAGACAAUUAUGUAAAUUUCCAAAAUGCAAAAAAGUUAUAUUGUAUCAAGCACCAUGUGGUGUAAGAUUACGAAACAUGGAAGAACUUCAUUUUUAUCUUCGUCAAACUAAUAGUCCAAUGUCUGUAGAUUUAUUUGAUUUUGAUUUUUGGGUCCAUUGUUUGGCAGAGUUUGUUUUAGAUAAAUGCUUUGUUAAUAUUAAAGAUCUUAGUUAUGGAAUAGAAAAUGUGCCAAUACCUUGUGUGAAUGAAUUAGAUCAUGCUUUACCCGAUACUAUUAGAUAUAGUACUCAAAGAGAACCUACAGAAGGAGUAAAUUUAAAUUUAGAUCCAAAUUUUCUUUGUAGUUGUGAUUGCGAAGAUGAUUGUCAGGAUAAAACAAAAUGUCAAUGUUGGCAAUUGACAAUACAGGGAGCAACUUUAGGGGGAAGAGUUCCAAAUACUGCUGUUGGUUACGUUUAUAAACGUUUACCAGAACCAGUGACAACUGGUAUUUACGAAUGUAAUUCUGGAUGUAAGUGUGCCGUAAAAACUUGUUUAAAUAGAGUUGUACAACAUCCACUUAAAUUAAAAUUACAAGUUUUCAAAACGGCACCUCGAGGUUGGGGUAUAAGAUGUCUUACUGACAUUCCGUUAGGUUCUUUUAUAUGUAUUUAUGCUGGACGUUUAUUAACUGAACAGGGUGCAAAUGAAGGUGGAAAAAACUAUGGAGAUGAAUAUCUUGCAGAGUUAGAUUAUGUUGAAGUUGUGGAAGGGAUGAAAGAAGGUUACGAAAGUGAUGUUUUUGAUCCAGAAAUACCUUUAACUCCUGUGAAAGAAAAGAAAAAAGAACAUGGUGCAAGUGACGAAGAUUAUAACGCUAAAAAUACUACAAAUGAUUCUGAUGAAGAUUUUAACAUUAGUAAAUACGUCAAUUUUUCUGUAGAUUCGGACGAAUCUUCUAUCAGAAAACGCCUUAGAAAACGUAAAAGAGGUGAAUCUAAUUUAGAUGGUUCAGAGGAAAACAGCGAAGAUGGAAGUAUUACAAAAAGUUUAGAAAAUCUUAUUCCUAAAUCAUCUUCACUUGAAAAUCGUACAAUGGAUCACGAAACGGUGACGAUAAGCGACGAAGAAGAAAAUCGAAGUAGUAGACGUGUACCAAGUAGAUUUGAUCCAUCGAUAGAACCUUUACAAUUAGAUAGACCAAAGUUUAAAUCUGUAAGAGAUUUUUAUGGAGAGGAUGAAGCUGUUUACAUCAUGGAUGCCAAAACAACAGGAAAUAUAGGCCGUUACUUAAAUCAUUCCUGUGAUCCAAACGUUUUCGUUCAAAACGUAUUUGUAGAUACGCAUGAUGUACGUUUCCCAUGGGUGGCAUUUUUUGCUUUGAAUUAUAUUCGAGCAGGCCAAGAAUUAACAUGGAAUUAUAGUUAUGACGUAGGUAGUAUACCGGGUAAAGUAAUUAUUUGUAAAUGCGGUGCAUCAAAUUGCAGAGGCCGACUACUUUAAGUAUACAAUUGCAGAGAGAAUACUAG